Messenger RNA from Ostrea edulis (European flat oyster), 1164 nucleotides. RefSeq lists its product as uncharacterized. Lineage: Eukaryota; Metazoa; Mollusca; Bivalvia; Ostreida; Ostreidae. The record is from RefSeq and is a predicted model, not a curated record. The transcript has 4 exons. Bases 233 to 712 code for a protein of 159 amino acids.
GUAAUGGAAUAUUUUAAAAGACCUGCAAUAUCUUUAUCGCGUCGUUAAAUCAAUUGCCUAAAAAAAAUGGAUCGAUUGUGACGAUUUGAAAUAUGGGAAGCUAGGGAUAUUUAAAUUCUUUUGUGCAUAUAAAAAUAGAUAAUUUUAAACGCAUACACGUCGUAGAUUGUCCACAGGCAGUUUUUACAUUUCUCCAGGACUAUUGGAUUAGUUUUACAGAGAAGAAAUAGAAAUGGAUAACAUACACUGGACCUAUUUGCUUCCAGCAUUCCUGUUGUUUUUAGAUCGAAUCAGUCUUGGAUCCUGUGACCAUGAUUGCUACAACUAUUAUUAUCUUGAGGAAGACUGCACAGUAUUCUGGAAUGGAGGAAAGAUAGCUGCCAUCGUGGUUGGAUCCAUCGUAGCUAUUCUAAUCAUCGCCGUUAUCAUCGCUGUUAUUUGUGUCAAAUGCUGUAAGACGACAAAACGUGGCUCCGUGAUAAAUCCAGGCGGAGGUAGUGCAAAUCAAGUAACCUUCAACCAAGGUCACAUCAAUCAGCCCCAGACCUUCACCACUGGAUACUCCUAUACAGCGCCAUCUGGCAACUUCUCCCACACCGUUCUCCAAACAUCCACGACGUUUCCUGGUCAGAGUUCGUACAUAGGGGAUGUCCCUCUGCCUCCAACGUAUAACGAUGUUGUGACAAACGGUCCAUACCCCACUAAAUCCUGACAGCAACAAAAUUAAAUAUUAUCAUUUUUUGUGUUUGAUAUAUCCCGCGAUCUAAGCUGCUGUGUGGAUUUUCUCGAACAAAGACCUAUUGUGUGGUUUGAUUCAAAUAUCAUUAUACAUCCAUUACUCAGUAGUUACUAGUAAAUAACUAUAUUGCUUUCCAGUCACAGAAUAAAAUGGGGUUCCAUUGUACAUAGCUUUUUCUUUCAAAAAAGUAUAGUCCAUGAAGCAAAGAUAUAGUUUAUUAGUAUCUUUAAGUCGAAUGCAUUCCCUUCUCUUGUUAGAGUGCUGGAUUCUGAAAUAUUCUUUAUCAUGAACAAAACAUAUUGUUCUUUCAAUGGCAGAACAUGAUUGUCUAUAUCAUGGCUUUGAUUCUGUUCCUCAAACAUUUUUUUUAAUCAUCUAAUAUCAAAACCCAUGCAUAUAUUUGAUAAAGUAAACGUGAACAAUGU